AUGAUGUUGUCUCGUCGUGCGUGCUACAAGUGUGGCAACAUUGGCCACUAUGCGGAGGUCUGCUCUUCCUCGGAGCGUCUCUGCUACAACUGCAAGCAGCCUGGGCACGAGUCCAGCAGCUGCCCGCGUCCCCGGACUACCGAGACCAAGCAGUGCUACAACUGCCAGGGCCUCGGCCAUGUCCAGGCUGACUGCCCCACGCUGCGCCUGAACGGCGCCAACGGCCGUUGCUACAACUGCAGCCAGCCCGGCCACCUUGCUCGCAACUGCACCAACCCCGCUGCUCCCGGUGCUGGCCGCGGCGCGGGUGCUUCUCGCGGCGGCUUCCAGGGCUUCCGUGGUGGCUUCAGUGGUUACCCUCGUGCCGCCACCUGCUACAAGUGUGGCGGUCCUAACCACUUUGCUCGUGACUGCCAGGCCCAGGCCAUGAAGUGCUACGCCUGCGGCAAGCUGGGACACAUCUCCCGUGACUGCACCGCCCCCAACGGCGGCCCGCUGAGCUCUGCCGGCAAGGUCUGCUACAAGUGCGCCCAGGCCGGUCACAUCUCGCGGGACUGCCCGACCAACGAGACUGCUGCUCAGCCGGCCGUCGAUGCUGCUGCCCCUGCCCCUGCUCCUGCUCCUGCCGCGGCCACGACCGCCGCUGAGGCCAGCACCGAGGCUGCCCCCGUGGCGGCUGCGGCUCCGACUACCGCCGUUGCAUAA
Penicillium alfredii is the source of this 705-nucleotide messenger RNA. RefSeq names its product putative zinc knuckle nucleic acid binding protein (gene gisB). Lineage: Eukaryota; Fungi; Ascomycota; Eurotiomycetes; Eurotiales; Aspergillaceae. Gene Ontology annotation, cellular component: cytoplasm. The record is from RefSeq and is a predicted model, not a curated record. The transcript has 6 exons. The coding region runs from base 1 to 705 and encodes 234 amino acids. Gene Ontology annotation, molecular function: zinc ion binding; translation regulator activity; mRNA binding. Gene Ontology annotation, biological process: positive regulation of cytoplasmic translation.